Nilaparvata lugens (brown planthopper) is the source of this 1212-nucleotide messenger RNA. RefSeq names its product 60S ribosomal protein L22 (gene RpL22). The record is from RefSeq and is a predicted model, not a curated record. NCBI's taxonomy places the organism in Eukaryota, Metazoa, Arthropoda, Insecta, Hemiptera, Delphacidae. Gene Ontology annotation, biological process: cytoplasmic translation. Bases 144 to 1139 code for a protein of 331 amino acids. The transcript is spliced from 6 exons. Gene Ontology annotation, molecular function: RNA binding; structural constituent of ribosome. Gene Ontology annotation, cellular component: ribosome.
UUUUUUUGUUGAUAAUAUGAUAUUUGUAUUUGAUUUCCACUCAGAAAUAUGUUUUCCGAGUUGAUGAUUCAAUUGACGAGAAAUAAACUCCUUCAUUUUGACUGCAGUAGUCAUCGUUUGAGUUUCCUUUUUGCGUGUCGAAUAUGUCUCCGGUCGCAGGAGCUAAGAAGGAAGGAGGUGGUGGGGGCGGCAAGAAGGCCGCAGCAGCCCCAAGUGCAGGAGGCGCGAAGAAAGCAGCUCCAGCUGCAGCCAAGCCAGCCGCAGCAAAGGCGGCUGCAGCUCCGGCCAAGGCAGCCAGUGCGCCUGCAGCCACUAAGGCCGCACCAGCCGCCAAGGCCGCUCCAGCUGCUAAGGCUGCACCAGCUGCUAAGGCCGCUCCAGCUGCCAAGGCCGCACCAGCCGCUAAGGCCGCACAGCCGGCCAAGCCUGCGCAAGCCAAACCAGCCAAACAGCCUGCUGCAGCAGCCAAGGGUGAUGCUAAGCCACAAGGCAAGGCUGCCCCAGCUAAAGCGGCUGCAGCAAAGGCUGCACCAGCGGCACAGAAGGGAGGUGCGCCGGCCAAGGCAGCCGCCCCUGCAGCUGCCGCCGCAGCCAAGCGCCCAGCUACCGCAGCCGCAGCCGCCGCCCCCGCCAAGAAGCCAGCCGUGGGGGCCGCUGCCCCUGCCACGGCUCCGGCCGCCAAGAAGCCCGUGCCAGGCAAGAAGCCGGCCAACGCCCCCAAGAAGGCGGCGCUCACCGCCAAGAAACCAUCCAUAGGCAUCAAGAAACAGAGCGUCAGAGGCAAAGGACAGAAGAAGAAGAAAUCUUCCAAAUUCGUUAUCGACUGCACUCAUCCGUUUGAGGACAACAUUAUGGACGUUAGCAAUUUCGAAAAAUACCUUCAGGAGCGAAUCAAAGUUAACUACAAGACUAACAACUUUGGAAACUCAGUCAGUUUAGAAAGGAAUAAGAUGAAGGUUACAUUGACUGCUGAUAUUCCUUUUUCAAAAAGGUAUUUGAAAUAUCUAACAAAGAAAUAUCUGAAGAAGAACAACCUCCGUGAUUGGUUGAGAGUAGUUGCUGACGCAAAGGACUCGUACGAACUCAGAUACUUCCAGAUCAACAAUCAAGAUGAAGACGAGGACGAAGAAAACGAUUAAGUUUUAUCCAUUGUUUGAUUUACAUGAUUUUGUAUGUAAUAUACGUGGAAAAUAUUAAAUCGUUUUAUUUAUA